GUUUUUUUUUUUUUAAACACAUACUGAAUGUUAUAGUUACGAAAUAACGUUGGGGUUUCUCAUUUCUAAAUAUAGUCUAAAAGGGUAAAAUGGUAAUUGAAUAAAAAUAGAAUUAGAAAUUAGAAAACUUGUUGUCCAAGUUUUCGCUUUAAACGUACGAACAAAUCACCACACCGCCACACUCUCUCUCACCUUUAUAACUGUAGAUCCCUAAAACCGCCAUUGAAACAAACAUUUUCUCCUUUUCCUCAAGAAAACCUUCUCUCUCUCUCAUCCUUCUAAUGGCGGCACAAGUCGAGAUCGAAGAUCAAGAAUCCGUCACCAAUUUAGACAACGGCGAAAUCAUCAACCCCGGUUCUCAACCACCUAACUUCUCCGGCGAAUCAACGAUUCUUCUCCGUGAAUCAACCUUCGAACACGACCUCGUCAAAAACUGUUUCCUCACCGGAAUGGGAUCAUUCGCCAACGAGACAACAAUCGUCACCGUACGAAAAAACUCAACGGAGAGAAGAAUCACAACCAAAGCUAAAUUCGCUGUGUUCAAGAUUUUCACAGAAGCUAUGACGAAGAAGAACAACGGAGACGCCAAUGUUAAAUACGGAUGGUACUCUGGUUCCAAAGAAGAGAUCGAUCGUGUUAUUACGUAUGGAUUUAGUAAUCGUGAGAUCGAGAAAUUCGAAAACGACGUCGGAUCUCACGGUGUUGGAAUUCAUCUUGUUCAUCAUCGAUACUCUCUCGCUGCGGCUUUAGUUGGUGAAGGUGAUGAAGAAGGGAUAAAGAAUAUUCUCUUAUGCCGUGUGAUUCUUGGUAAACCGGAACAAAUCGAAGCUGGUUCUAAACAAUCGUACCCGAGUUCGAACCGAUUUGAUUCUGGUGUUGAUAAUCUUGAGAAUCCAAGAAAAUAUGUGAUUUGGAGCUCUAACAUGAAUUCUUACAUUCUUCCUACUUAUAUCGUCAGUUUCAAAUCUCCUCUUCUCAGAGGUCUAAUUGGAAGAGCAAGGUCACCAUGUGUUAGCUUCUCUGCUCUUAUGUCAAUUCUUUCGAAGUCACUUGAUGUUACAAGAAUGAACUUGAUUUUGACAAGUUAUGAUGAUUUUAGGAAACGGAAGCUGAGAAGAGAGCAGCUAGUUAGGAAGAUUAGGGAAGUGGUUGGAGAUCAUCUUCUUUUCAAGAUACUCAAGAAUCAGAGGCGUUAAAAAGUGUGUUAGGAGGACGUUACAGAUUUUACCUGAAGUAGCCAAAGUUUAACAGAAGCUGAUGAUGCGUAAUGGAGUUAGGUUUGAAACAAGAAAGAAACACAUUUUACACAUAGUAUAUAUAUAGAAAUAUAGACUUCUGCAAUGGAAAUCACUCUAAAAAUCACAAAAAAAAAGGUAGACUUUCUUUUUACUUUUUUGUUUGUUUUUAUGUGUUAGUUGUAUAAACCAAAAUUUACGUUAGUAAUACAAAUAGACACUUGGUAAAAAGCCCAAUGCCCA
This is a messenger RNA of Arabidopsis lyrata subsp. lyrata, 1478 nucleotides long. Its product is annotated as probable inactive poly [ADP-ribose] polymerase SRO3. Lineage: Eukaryota; Viridiplantae; Streptophyta; Magnoliopsida; Brassicales; Brassicaceae. Gene Ontology annotation, molecular function: NAD+ poly-ADP-ribosyltransferase activity. The record is from RefSeq and is a predicted model, not a curated record. The transcript is spliced from 5 exons. Bases 282 to 1196 code for a protein of 304 amino acids.